GUCUUACGGAUUCAUGAAUAAAAAACCAAGUGGAGUUAAGUUCGCAGAGCCCAGGAAAGUUUCCUGCAGACAAAUGUUUGGCGCUCUUCCCAUGACCGAGUACACGUAGCAAACCCCAAGAGCUGAGCUGCGGGCGCACAGAGGCGGCACAUUCGGAGCGAGCUCAAGGAGACUGAAGAGGAGCUCCACUGAAGGGAAGAGAGGAAGAGGAGCGGCAGGGAGAGCGCGAGAGAGACGGAGAUAGAGAUCCCACCGCACUCUCCUGGUUAAGGUCUUUAGUGAAUCGCGCACGGGCACCUCGCCACUGCAGGACAAUGUCUAAUAAAGCGACUUUAGCCUUAGUCAUCUAUGGAAUCAUAAUGCACUACAGCGUCAACUCCUCACCUGUGGGACUUAGCUUUCCCAGCGUUAGACUUGAAAGUGAGGUUUAUGAUGAGGAUGGAAACUCUUUACCGUCCCUGGAUUACGACAGAGACCAACUGGAUGUGAGAAGCCCCCCGUCUGUCGCUGACGACGUCUACACGCUGUACUACCCACCAGAGAAAAGUGCGGGCAACACGUUGGACGACAGCUCGGAGCCCCUGUCCAAGCGACACUCAGACGGGAUAUUCACAGACAGCUACAGCCGCUACAGAAAGCAAAUGGCAGUCAAGAAAUACCUGGCAGCGGUCCUUGGGAAAAGCCUUGAAGACAUAAGUUUACCCCAAAUCCUACAAGACAUAGACUUUGAUGCCCUCCCGGACGGGGAUGAGUUUGAGGCUUUUUUGGGAGAAUGGCUGAAACAGUUCUCUCCCGAGCUUCCGGUGAGUUUUGGGCUCCUUCCUGAGGCCAUGCCUUCGCAGGGACGCCUCCCGUCCCUCCCUCUGUUCCCCUUCUCAUCUUUAACUCUUGUGAUCUUGCACCAAACACUCAAACGCCAAAUCUUCCUCCACCUCAUUCGUGCUCCUGUCUCUCGAGAGCCUCACAGAUUCCGUUGAUUGAUACUAAAAGGUACAAAAUCGACUUGCAUCCUGUUCUCGGAAGCAAUGGGUGAAUUUCAUAAUGGCAGAAAGUCAUUUUGUUAGACCAAAUGUGAACACUGUUGGGUUCCAAUGGCUUAAAAUAUAAAGUCAAGAUGUUUGAACAAAAAAAAAAAGGAAUCGCAGUUCUGCAAAUGAGAACCAGAAAACGUCUGAGGCAUUUCCUUCUACAGUGUUCACAGAAUGAGCUUUCACCUUUGACCUGUGUCACGUGCCGACUUUGUGUUUCUAUCAACUGGUUUCUGUGUGUGGAGCCUUGUUAUCCUGCUGAGGGUUCCCAUGUCUCUCCGCCCAUUUGAGCAUCUCCCACAUUCAGAUAUAAAAACACACAUAGGCACCACCAAUAAAAGAGGGGUACAUUCUGACAUCCCACAUGUAGCGUGAUUUGCUUUCCGACUGCUGCAAACCCCCGCCAGCCAUCUCUGGAUGUUGUUUUGUGUUGUGUUCUCCUCACUGCUUUCUCUACAACCUUAUCCUGCUUUGAUGAAUUUGUACUCUUUUAACAAGAGCAAGUAGCGAUGAUGAAGUUGUCAUUCUCUUCCUAUAAACGUUAACUUAAUUGGCAUAAUGAAGUUUAAAGAGGCUUUGAUGGAGAACAAAUAAAGGAAACAACAUGGACAACACUAGAAACAACAAUAUGUUGCCAUCUGCACGUUCAGACCAGUUUAAAGGAAGCUGUAGUGAUGCAUCAGGUGACAUUCUGCAGAAAACCUGAUCAAGUCCUUCGAUUUGUGUUUACUGUAUCAACCUUUGUUUAAUUUUGCAUUCUCCUCUAGGCUUUGUGACGCAGGGAGCAGUUUGCGGCUGUGGUGCCUUGCAUCGACUUUAAAAUUGCCAUGAAUCACAGAUGGCUAUUUAGUGGCCCUACAAUGCUGCACAUCAUCAGCUUACAUUUCACCCUUUUGUUGUUGUUGUUGUGGUUGCUGUUGUUGUUGUGUUGCACAGACAUCUGGUAGGAUCUUUAGUGCCAUCCAGCUUGGACGUCAAGCGUUCCUGCUUGCGCCGCUUUCUUUUGCACUUUGUUUGCAGAGCAUUUGAUGUAGAGUUUUGUGAAAAGGAUCAGUUUCGCCACUUCAUGAAACUGAAACCCUAUGUGUGAUAAUGAAAGCGCCAAUAGCCUUACUAAAAUCAUAGAUCAAGAUAUAUAUAUGAUAUAUAUAUAUAUAUUUACUGUAUAGAAGUGAAUAUACUUCACAUGACGAUCUGCAAGGGUUAAGUUAAUAAAUGUUUAAAAAAAAGUGUUGUAAGAUUUGUAUGAAUAAAUUUUUGUAAACAA
Betta splendens (Siamese fighting fish) is the source of this 2295-nucleotide messenger RNA. Its product is annotated as glucagon family neuropeptides-like. The record is from RefSeq and is a predicted model, not a curated record. NCBI's taxonomy places the organism in Eukaryota, Metazoa, Chordata, Actinopteri, Anabantiformes, Osphronemidae. Bases 315 to 977 code for a protein of 220 amino acids. Gene Ontology annotation, cellular component: extracellular region; perikaryon; neuron projection. Gene Ontology annotation, biological process: positive regulation of ERK1 and ERK2 cascade; positive regulation of protein kinase activity; positive regulation of GTPase activity. The transcript has 5 exons. Gene Ontology annotation, molecular function: pituitary adenylate cyclase activating polypeptide activity; neuropeptide hormone activity; peptide hormone receptor binding.